GAAGGAAUCUUUAAAGCGUCCGUCGCCCGUAUAAAAUGUCUCAGUACUCGACAGCCAGCGGCAACAUGAACGGCAUGAAGACACAGUCGCCGACACUGACCAUGGCGAACAAUGACAACGACCCUCUCCCCCUCGGCUGGGAAGUAAAAAUCGACCCACACACGGGAUGGCCCUUCUUUGUGGAUCACAACAAUCGUACGACAACCUGGAAUGACCCGAGACACGACACGAAAAAGGUCAGAGAAGUGUCAGCAAAUGGACCCAACAUACCACCAGAACCGAGCCCUCAGGAGCCACAGAAGAUCUUUGUUAGGGAGAUGAAGCACCCCAUCCUUCGCCCAGGUUACGUUCCCAUCCCGGUCUUCCACGAGGGCGCAGAGCUGAGGCAGCAGCCGCAGCAGCAUCCGUGUUAUUCCUACAUCCAGCCAGCCACUGCACAGAAUAUCCGGACAGACGGGCGGACGCCUUCCCCGACACCGGGGAUCCACUGCAGGCCGAGGUCACCUUUACACGGACCUUCAGACAACUGCUCCACUGAACCUGGAAAGGUCAGCUCACCUGUUUCACAAACACCAGAGGUUUACCCCACCCCACAUCACCAACCUCCACGGCCCAGCAGCACUGGUCUCCAAGCAGGUUACAUCCCCAUCCCGGUGAUCCACGAGGGGGGAGGAGGCCAAACACAAACACAGGCUCAGUUAAAUCCAUCUGCUUACUCUCAGCGCGUCCCCUUCUCAGAGCACCAGCAGCCCUUCCAUCGCCUUCAGACAGAUGAAUGGCCUGGUUACUCUGCAGCAAUGCAGCCUCCCCGGGAAAGAGCUUCUCCCAUACUGCUUCCCCAACAUCGCGACACUGCUUCUAUUCACCUCCCACCUCAUAUUAGGAGCCAGUCACCUAUUAUAACGCAGGUGAUUGGAGACAGACCACAGGUUCAGCAGCAUAUCCUCACAAGACCCCCACCAGAGAAAAUGGAGCAGGAACAACAAAGCACGCAGCAGAAACCUGAGAUCACGCAGCUCCCCCAGCCAUUGCACACAGAAGCCGACGUCCAGAAGCCUCAACAACCUCAACACUUCCAACAGCCUCCACCUCAGCAACCUCAGCAGUUCCAACAACCUCAGCAGUUCCAGCAGCCGCAAAUUUUCCAGCAGCCGCAACUUUUCCAGCAGGCACCACCUCAGACGUCUCCACAGCCUCAGCAGCCUGAGCAGUUAAUGCAGUCGCAGCAGCAACAGCAACAGUUCCAGCCUCCCCAGAAACCUGAGCAACCACAGCAACAUACUGCAGAUAUCACAGUUCAAAUACCUCCAAAGCAAGAGGCACAGGACAUGACCGCUGCUACCCCAGAGGUCCCACCUGUAAAGGUAGAGGCUGAACAGGCUGCUCAGUGCCCAAUGCACCCAGGCUUGGCUAAGGUACAGCAGAUAGUGGAACGGGUUGCUAAACUGGAGCAGGAGGUGAAAUGUUUUGACGGAAAGAAGAAUGACAAGAAGUACUUGCUGCUGGAGGAACUGCUGACCAAAGAGCUCUUAGCACUGGACUCGGUCGACCCAGAGGGUCGUGCAGAUGUGCGGCAGGCGAGACGGGAUGGAGUCCGUCGCGUUCAGACCAUACUGGAAGAACUGGAGCAACUGGAGGAGCAGCCAGCCAAGCCUGUAGGCGACGCCACGAUGGAGGGAGACAACCUGAUGCAGAAAGGAGAGCCCAGCAUGAUCACCAAGGAGAAUGUAGAGAUGGCAAAGGAGAUCUCAUAAUGACUGCACACUUCAUCAAGAGGAGAGAAGGAUAACCUGCUGUAUAUUUGAUAGUGAAGAAGUCUGCUCUGGCUAACUCUCCUCCUCUGUCUACAGCAUUUGUGGAAGUUGCAUGCAUUGAUUAACAGUGUUGGUAUUUCCUGCCAUUCAGCACAUAAUUGAUGGUAGCUCAGUGCAAUCAUUUUUUCAAGCCAAUGUUGUUGCCUUCUAUGUUGUGCCAACGUCUUCAUAACAAGACAGCUGUCAUGAUCGAGGUGUUGACAACAAUUUCUAGUCGAAUUAAAGUUUGAAUAAGAGGCCUUUAUCAAUAAAUGGAAGAAAACUAGAAGUAUUUUCUUAAGAAAUGUUAUGUGUAGUUGCCUUUUGUCUUGAUCAAAUAUUGUAUGGAGCUUUUCUUAAUCCAGUCAGCACAUCAGUUAGUACACGAGUGCAAACAUUGGGGCUUUAAAGCAGAACUCACUGCAGAACUCAGUCAACAGAAAAGCAUUUUCCCCUUUAUGGCCACACAGUCACGGCCAUGUUGGAGCUGCUUUGUCACAAAACACAGUGAAUAUGUUUAUUAGAUGCUGCUUUUUGGUGCAUUACUGAUUUUGCCAUCUUUGCACUUUGCCAUCAUUGAAAUGUAUCAUGCUGAAACUUCAGCAGCACUUCAUUUGAAAUAUAUCAGUUACACAAGUUUUGAUUGACGUGUUUGAGUGUUUGUAUGUGCAUUGGUUUACUUGUUAUUUCAUAACAUUAUAUCAGUAUUUAUAUCAUUAUAUAGUAUUUUGGUACAUUUAUGAAUGUGUAAUGACAUGGAGUUGAGGUGGCGUAUCUUACUUGAGAUGUGAGACAAUCAGCACUUAGUGCUAAUUAGGAAUCACUGUUUAAAGAUUGUCAGAAUGUCCUUGUUUAUCUACCAAAGCCACAAUCUGUAAUAACACGGACACUAAAAUGGCCUGAAAGCCUUAAAAAUGCCAACUGUGAGAAAAUGCCCCAUUCAUAAACAGAUGAAGAAAACUAAAAUCUGUUAUUUAAAAUGGCCAAAAAUUAUGUUUCUGAUUACCCUGAUUGUUUGUGUAGUAGUUUUUCACUGUAAUAAGCCAUCUGUGAGGCAGGGUCACUGCCUAACACGCAUUUACAAAUUAUGGAUCGUGGCUUAGUGUUGAUCACAGUUUAUGAGUAGCAGGCUGAUGCAUUGUUAAAAGCAAGUCAAUCCUGUUGGUACGGUUGAAAAUAAAAUGUAUUUGACAUGGA
This is a messenger RNA of Lates calcarifer (barramundi perch), 2990 nucleotides long. It is a transcript of the gene bag3, whose product is annotated as BCL2 associated athanogene 3. NCBI's taxonomy places the organism in Eukaryota, Metazoa, Chordata, Actinopteri, Centropomidae. Gene Ontology annotation, biological process: muscle cell cellular homeostasis; protein stabilization; negative regulation of striated muscle cell apoptotic process. Gene Ontology annotation, cellular component: nucleus; cytosol; membrane. The transcript is spliced from 4 exons. The record is from RefSeq and is a predicted model, not a curated record. The coding region runs from base 36 to 1754 and encodes 572 amino acids. Gene Ontology annotation, molecular function: adenyl-nucleotide exchange factor activity; protein-folding chaperone binding.